UCGUGUCACAGAUCUGAUGUGAUCCCUCCCACUUCCACCUACGCUCACCUUUAGGAUAACAGCUUCCCCCCUUGUUACCGGGACUUACUGAGAUUUCUGCUUGGGCCAAGCAGUGACAGUCACAGAGGACAGCUGACAGAAACAGAAGACAGAAAGAGGGACUCUAAAGAGUAAACCAUGGCUGAACCUAAGACUCUAAAAUUUCUGCUGCUGGGUGCCAAUGAGGCAGGCAAGACCACCUUGGCUAAGCAGAUGAAAAUACUACACCUUGGCGCCUACACUGACGAGGAAAGGCUGGACUAUAGACCCACCAUCUACAGCAACAUCCUUCAGUUUUCUCUGACGGUCAUUCAGAACAUGGGCGCUCUGGAGAUCAAGUUCGCAUCACCCUCCGGAGAGGCUGAUUCUAAGAAGUUGGUGACCAUGGCAGGGUCGACAGAGGAGGGAACAAUGUCCGCAGAUUUGGCUGCCCUCAUUAAAUCAGUGUGGGCAGACGCAGGAAUCAAGGCCUGCUUUGAGCGUGCCAAUAUGUAUGAUAUAAACGACCCUACAUCUUACUUCAUGGAUGACCUGGAGAGAGUUUGUGAGCCCAAUUACCUACCCACUGAAAAGGAUGUGCUAUACUCUCGGUUGGAGACCACUGGCACUUCAGAGGAGCAGUUCAACUACAAGGACCUGCUCAUCAGGCUUUUCGAUGUGGGGGGCAAGCGUGAGGAGAGGAAAGGCUGGAUCAAGAAUUUCGAGGAUGUGUCCUGCAUAAUCUUUGUUUCAGCUCUCAGUGCUUAUGACCUGGUGCUGGUGGAGGAUGACGAGAUGAAUCGCGUACACGAGAGCCUUCAUCUGUUCAACAGCAUCUGCAACCACAAGUUCUUUGCCACCACUACCAUGGUGCUCUUCCUCAACAAGACAGACAUCUUUAAGAACAAAAUCAAGACAUCUCCCCUUACCAUUUGCUUCCCCAACUAUACUGGUGGCGACAGUUAUGAGCAGGGAACUGACUUCAUCAAGAAGCAGUUUGAGGAGCUGAACCUGAAGAAGGGCGAAAAGGAAAUCUACACCCACCUGACCUGUGCCGUUGACACACAGAAUGUGGACUCAGCAUUCAACACAGUUGUUGACACCGUUGUCAAAAACCUGAAGGCCUGUGGUCUGUACUAAACUAUUCCAGCCAUCAGAAUGGGUGGCAGUCUAUGUCCUGACCAGCUUUUCUAAAACUACUAAAUGACCCUGAAAACAUCUCGGCUUGUAAAUCUUUAACCAAGAGAAUUAACAUGAGAGAAAGGCUUGGAUUAACACAUUUCCUUAGGCAUACCAUAUAUGACUAAGUGUGUCAUAUACAGUUUUAUAAUGCCUUGGGUGGCUCUAUGAGCAUGAGGAAUAGAUCUCUGUGUAAUUGUGUAAAUAAUACCUAUGCAAUGCAUUUCAAAAGAGCUAUUCACAUCUAUAUUCCCACUAUUUGUUACAUCAGCUUUUAUUUCUGAAACCAUCAUUUAUCCAUUUAUCCUCAGUUGUUCAUCUCUUACAAAGAAAACAUUUGCUGUAUGAGGUUAUGCUGUGAUAGGUGACAUUUUUGAAAAACUUUUUUGUUGAUUAAUGUAUUUAUUCAAAUCAUGUACAGAGCUAGCAGGCAUUUCUGUGUUUUUUUGUUUGUGUUUCCAGAAAAGUGAGAAAAUCUCACCAGUGUUGCAUGUCAUAGUUUAUUAUUUAUUUACAUAGUUUAUUAUUAUUGUCAUUAAAUAUAAAAAAUGUACAAGAUGUGUUUUUCAUGAAA
This is a messenger RNA of Alosa alosa (allis shad), 1771 nucleotides long. RefSeq names its product guanine nucleotide-binding protein G(t) subunit alpha-3-like. Gene Ontology annotation, molecular function: GTPase activity; guanyl nucleotide binding; G protein-coupled receptor binding. The transcript has 8 exons. Lineage: Eukaryota; Metazoa; Chordata; Actinopteri; Clupeiformes; Clupeidae. Gene Ontology annotation, cellular component: heterotrimeric G-protein complex; photoreceptor outer segment; photoreceptor inner segment. Gene Ontology annotation, biological process: detection of chemical stimulus involved in sensory perception of bitter taste; adenylate cyclase-modulating G protein-coupled receptor signaling pathway. Bases 178 to 1158 code for a protein of 326 amino acids. The record is from RefSeq and is a predicted model, not a curated record.